CGCCCACUCCAUUUUUCAAGCCUGUAGGAGAGUUCAACGCACGGUUGUGCUGACAGCAGUGUUGGGAACUUUUAUGCUGAAUUGCAUUUGAAAAACGACAACAAACACCAAGAUGGCCGGCCGGACUCUGCAAGCUGGGCGAUGUCCAACAGAUGAACUGUCACUGACCAACUGUGCAGUCGUGAGUGAGAAGGAGUCACAGUUUGAACAUCACGUGACGGUGAGAACCACGCCGACCCACAAGUUUGUGUUCACAGUGAAGACCCACCAGAGUGUGGUCCCAGGAACCAUCGCCUUCAGUCUUCCCCAGAGAAAAUGGGCAGGCAUCUCCAUUGGUCAGGAUGUGGAAGUGACCGGCUACAACUUUGACAAGUCCAAGCAGUGUGUAGGCACCAUGAUAGUGGAGAUUGACUUCCUGCAGAAGAAGAGCGUGGACAGCAGCCCAUACGACUCAGACAAGAUGGCUGCAGAGUUCAUCCAGCACUUCAACAGCCAGGCCUUCAGUGUAGGCCAGCAGCUGGUGUUUAGUUUCUGCGAGAAGCUAUUUGGCCUGCUGAUAAAGGACAUCGAGGCCAUGGACCCCAGCAUCCUCAAGGGAAAUGCAGGCGCUGGGAAGAAGCACAAUAUUGACAUUGGCUUGUUGCUGGGCAACAGCCAGGUGGUUUUUGAGAAGGCAGAGAGCUCCUCUCUUACCCUCAUUGGGAAAGCGAAGACCAGAGAGUCUCGUCAGUCCAUCAUCAACCCAGACUGGAACUUUGAGCGCAUGGGCAUCGGUGGCCUGGACAAGGAGUUCUCUGAUAUCUUCCGUAGGGCCUUCGCCUCUCGAGUCUUUCCUCCAGACAUCGUGGAGCAGAUGGGCUGUAAGCACGUGAAGGGCAUCCUGUUGUUCGGGCCUCCUGGCUGUGGUAAGACUCUGAUGGCCAGGCAGAUUGGGAAGAUGCUGAACGCCCGCGAGCCCAAGGUGGUCAACGGCCCUGAGAUCCUCAAUAAGUACGUGGGAGAGUCCGAGGCAAACAUCAGGAAGCUGUUCGCCGACGCAGAGGACGAGCAGAAGAGGCUGGGCGCCAACAGUGGGCUUCACAUCAUCAUCUUUGACGAGAUCGACGCCAUCUGUAAGCAACGUGGCAGCAUGGCAGGCAGCACGGGUGUCCACGACACGGUGGUCAACCAGCUGCUCUCCAAGAUAGACGGAGUAGAGCAGCUCAACAACAUCCUGGUCAUAGGAAUGACCAACAGGCCGGACCUGAUAGACGAGGCCUUGUUGAGACCAGGCAGGUUGGAAGUCAAAAUGGAGAUCGGUUUGCCUGAUGAGAAGGGGCGUGUCCAGAUCCUCAACAUCCACACGGCUAAAAUGCGUCAGUUCAACCUGCUGGGCAGCGACGUGGAUGUCAGCGAGCUGGCCGCCGAGACCAAGAACUACAGCGGAGCCGAGCUGGAGGGGCUGGUCAGAGCUGCCCAGUCCACUGCCAUGAACCGACACAUCAAGGCCAGUGCCACCGUGGAGGUGGACCUGGAGAAGGCUGUGAAUCUGCAGGUCCACAGAGAUGACUUCCUGGCCUCGCUGGACAACGACAUCAAACCUGCGUUUGGUACCAACUCUGAGGACUAUGCCAGCUACAUCAUGAAUGGUAUCAUAAAGUGGGGUGACCCGGUGACUGCUGUGCUGGAUGAUGGGGAGCUGCUGGUGCAGCAGACUAAGAACAGCGACCGCACACCACUGGUGUCUGUGCUACUGGAAGGUCCCCCCAACAGUGGAAAGACGGCCCUAGCUGCUAAGAUCGCCGAGGAAUCCCAGUUUCCCUUUAUAAAGAUCUGUUCUCCUGACAAGAUGAUCGGUCACUCCGAAAUCGCUAAGUGCCAGGCCAUCAAGAAGAUAUUUGAAGAUGCCUACAAGUCCCAGCUGAGCUGUGUAGUGGUGGACGACAUUGAACGCUUGCUGGACUAUGUCCCGAUUGGCCCUCGUUUCUCAAACCUGGUCCUUCAAGCUCUGCUGGUUCUCCUCAAGAAACCCCCUCCCAAAGGCCGUAAGCUGCUGAUCAUUGGCACCACCAGCAGGAAGGACGUGCUGCAGGAGAUGGAGAUGUUGGACGCCUUCAGUACCACCAUCCACAUCCCCAACAUCUCUAGAGGAGAGCAGCUGGUUGAAGCCCUGGAGAUGCUGGGGAGUUUCCAGGAGAAAGAGCGGGCAGCCAUUGCCAAGGCUGUGAAGAGCCAGGCGGUGUGGAUCGGCAUCAAGAAGCUGACGAUGGUCAUCGAGAUGGCGGUGCAGAUGGAUCCUGAAUACCGCGUUAGUAAGUUCUUGACCCUGCUGAGAGAACAGGGAGCGCUGGGUUCUGACAAGCACAUAGCCAUCUAAGCCCAUGGUGGAGCUGCAUUGCCCAGCAGUAGCUGCCUCUCACAUGGGCGAGGAGUGGAAGCCCGUAUGCGGCCGGCAAGAUGGAGUGAGCGAGAGAUUAUAUAUCUCUGACCUAAUCUGGCCAUCGCAAACGCUCGCCGCGUAAAUCGCUGUACCGUGUGUUUCCAGGGCAACUCGAUCGACCAGCGUCGUCCUCCUUCCUCAUCAGCACUAUUUCUCUGUGUGUGUAAACUAAGUCUGUAAUUGUUAUUUCUGAAGGCAAAGUGUUGUGAUUCAAAUGACACUCUAUUCCCUGUAUAGUGCACUAGGUUCUGACCAGAUGUCUAUGGGCCCUGGUCAAAAGAAGUGCACUGUAUAAGGAAUAGUGUGCCAUUUGAGAUGCAUCCAAAGUGUUGUGAUUUGUGCUGCUAGCACUCCAGGGGAUUUUAUGUAUAAAAAUCAAAUGUAUGUUUAUAACUAAACAUGAGAAAAGUGUAUGCAAAACCAUGUACACUGAGUGUAUGAACCAUUAAGAACACCUUCCUAAUAUUGAGUUGCACUCCCUUUUGCCCUCAAAACAGCCCAAAUUUGUUGGCGCAUGGACUCAACAAAGUGUUGAAAGCGUUCCACAGGGAUUCUGGCCCAUGUUGACUCCAAUGCUUCCCACUGUUGUCAAGUUUUCUGGCUGUCCUUUGGGUGGGGGACCAUUCUUGAUACACAUGGGAAACUGUUGAGCAACAACAACAAAAAACAGCAACGUUGCAGUUCUUGACACACUCAAACCAGUGUGCCUGGCACCUACUACCAUACCCCGUCUAAAGACACUUAAAUAUUUAGUCUUGUGCCAUUCAGAGGGUGAAUGGGCAUCUACACAAUCCAUUUCUCAAAUGUCUGUCUCAAGGCUGUCCCAAAUCCUUCUUUAACCUGUCGCCUCCCCUUCAUCUACACUAAUUUUGAGGGAUCCUUGCUUUCACCUGGUCAGUCUGUCAUGGAAAGAGCAGGUGUUUAUAAUGUUUUGUACUCUGCGUAUAUGAUGACCUUUUUGAGUUUGAUACAACUCCAACACUGGGCAUGAUGCAUUUGACAAAAGCAAUUUUCUAAUUGUAUGCAUAACUGACCAGUCAAACUUCUCUAUAAAUGCCUCAUAUGCUGAAUAUGCGCAACAUGAUGGUGAAACUGAUUAAUUGCAGCAUGUAUUGUGUGUGUGCUCUAAUAUAUUAUGUGCUUAGAUUUUAUAAUCAUUACAGGAAAUGAUGGUUCCUCUUAACUCUACUCACACAGGACCAAAGUAUCACAGCAGUCUGUUUUGUGAAUGAUGAUGUUACUAAUAUUGAUUAGCUAGUAACUGGAAAAAGUGAUUCAUUUUCAGACCCAGACCAUUUUAGAAGGAAACCUCUCCCCAACCACUCACACAGACACACGUGUGCGAACACACAUGAUACUGUUGACAGGUUGUUUUUUUCUGCAUUGUGCAGAAAGGAUCUCUGGAGACCCUCUGGCAUGCCUUUGCAUUUUAGAAACACUUAAAAUAAGGAUCGUGUUUUGUGUAGGUUUACCCUGGUGUGACUUUUUGAUAAACAUGUUCAUCUCAAUAUUUUCGUCUCUAUUCACUCUCUGAUUCAAAAAUGCUAAUUAGCAUCAAAGUAGAUAUCACACAAAACUUCAAAUCCCUGCAAGCUUCUGCACGUCAUCUCUAGCAGGUGCGUUUGUUAACAGGUAUUGGGUCAACGUGCAUAAGACAGUUUACAGAAUUGUCCAUUUAAAGAAAUGUAAGUGUUUGGUUUCAUGAGCUGAAAUAAAAGAUCACAGAAAUGUUCCAUAUGCACAAAAAGCUUAUUUCUGUGCUGAGUACAAUAACUGACCAAUCUAAAAUGUUCAGUUUUGUCACAACACAAUGCCACAGAUAUCUCAAGUUUUGAGGGAGCGUGCAAUUGACAUGCUGACUUCAGGAAUGUCCACCAGAGCGGUUGCCAGAGAAGUGAAUGUUCAUCAAUGUCGUUUUAGAGAAUUUGGCAGUACACCCAACUGGCCUCAACCGCAGACCACAUCGUAACCACUCCAGGCCAGGACCUCCACAUCCAGCUUCUUCACCUGGGGGAUCGUCUGAGACCAGCCACCCGGACAGCUGAGGAGUAUUUCUGUCUGUAAUAAAUCCCUUUUGUGGGGAAAUUGUCUGGGCCUUGCUUCCAAGUGGGUGGGCCUAUGUGCAGUUGUGAAAUCCAUACAUUAGGGCCUGAUGAAUUUGUUAAAAUUGUAACUCGGUAAAACCCUUAAUUGUUGCGUUUAUUUUUUUAUCUUCAUUUAACUAGAAUUCUUAUUUUCAAUGACAGCCUGCCUGUUCAGGGGCAGAACGACAGAUUUGUACCUUGUCAGCUUGGGGAUUUGAACUUGCAACCUUCCGGUUACUAGUCCAACGCCCUAACCACUAGGCUACCCCGCCACCCCAGUAUACAUUUAGCUAACAUAUAGUUAAUCCAGAGAUUCUUAACUUUGCCUCAAUUUGGCAGUCUCGUCCAGAUCAUCAUGGCACAUUUAGUUCUUCAAGAUAGCCACAUUAGCUGCUAAUUGGCAUUUCAUUUUGGGGGGGGGGUAAAUACAGGCAAAUAUAUUGAUGAAAGUCACAAUUAUCAAAAUGUCACACCAGGUUAAGCCUACACGAAACACACCCCUAAUUUUUUGUGUUUCUAAAACCAAUAAUUAUUGGAACCAUUUCCCUGUUUGACCUCUAGGUUUAAUGGGUAUCGAAUUGUAUUAGUCACAUGCGCCGAAUGCAACAGGUGAAAUGCUUACUUACGAGCCCCUAACCAACAAUGCAGUUAAAAAAAAUACGGAUAAGAAUAAGAAAUAAAAGUAACACGUAAUUAAAGAGCAAAUAAUCUGGGUAGCCACUUGAUUAGGUGUUCAGGAGUCAUAUGGCUUGGGGGUAGAAGCCUCUUAGUCCUAGACUUGGCGCUCCGGUAUUGCUUGCCGUGCGGUAGCAGAGAGAACAGUCUAUGACUAGGGUGGCUGGAGUCUUUGACAAUUUUUAGGGCAAUCCUCUGACACUGCCUGGUAUAGAGGUCCUGGAUGGCAGGAAGCUUGUCCCCCGUGAUGUACUGGGCCGUUCGUAUUAUGACUCAUACUGUGGUACUCUAUUGAGUGUUUGCCCCCUAAAAUAGAAGGAUAAUGUCGAUAUUAGACACUAUUGCACCACCUCUCACCCCAUUUGUGUGCAUGCCUAACAAACUUCCAUUUACAUACAGUAGCUACAGUAUGCAGUUAUUUUUUCCCCAGAUAAUCACAAGUCAAGUACCCGUUUAUUAGGUACACAAUCUAGUGCCGGGUCGGACCCCCCUUUUGCCUCCAGAACCGCCUGAAUUCUUUGGGGCAUGGAAACAUAGCUCAAUUGCUAUCAAGGGACCUAAUGUUUGCCAGGAAGACAUUCCCCACACCAUUACGUACCCACCACCAGCCUGUACCGUUGUAAACAAGCAGGAUGGGGCCAUGGACCCGCCUGUUAGCUUGCACGAUUCUUGCCAUUCUCCUUCGACCUUUCAUCAAAGUCGCUUAGAUCACUCGUUUUGCCCAUUCUAACGUUAAAUGGAACAAUAACUGAAUGCCUGUCUGCCGGUCUGCCUGGUUUAUAUAGCAAGCUUGGCCACGUGUCUGUAGGAGCUAACCAUUUUUGUGAAUGGGUAAUGUACCUAAUAAAUCGACCACUGAGUGUA
This is a messenger RNA of Oncorhynchus nerka (sockeye salmon), 6042 nucleotides long. RefSeq names its product vesicle-fusing ATPase-like. The transcript has 22 exons. Gene Ontology annotation, biological process: intra-Golgi vesicle-mediated transport; Golgi to plasma membrane protein transport; SNARE complex disassembly. Lineage: Eukaryota; Metazoa; Chordata; Actinopteri; Salmoniformes; Salmonidae. Gene Ontology annotation, molecular function: ATP binding; ATP hydrolysis activity. The coding region runs from base 113 to 2356 and encodes 747 amino acids. The record is from RefSeq and is a predicted model, not a curated record. Gene Ontology annotation, cellular component: Golgi stack.